This is a messenger RNA of Suillus subaureus, 1494 nucleotides long. RefSeq lists its product as uncharacterized. The coding region runs from base 1 to 1494 and encodes 497 amino acids. NCBI's taxonomy places the organism in Eukaryota, Fungi, Basidiomycota, Agaricomycetes, Boletales, Suillaceae. The transcript has 5 exons. The record is from RefSeq and is a predicted model, not a curated record.
AUGUCUUGCUUUACGACCCCACAGCUGACUGGAGCAGCUGCCGCUUAUUUUGACAGUACGACUCGUCAGGACGGUAUGACAAGCACCCGCCCACCCCUCGCACCAUUGGACCCUUUCACGCUGAGACCACAAGUCUCAUUGAAGCAUCACCACUCGCCGCCAACCGUACCAUUAUACUCAGCCGCCGAAUGCCUCUUCAGUCCCGACUCACCCGACUCACCUCUGGCCAUCCGAUCUCGGCGCGUCCCCGCACUCAUGCACCGUACGCCCCUCGCACACCACCGCACGCUGCCGCUUCAAGGACCAACACAAUGCCGGAGUGCUGAACAGGACGACAUUGACGAGAUUAUGCGCUUCCUGAAGCGUGUCUCGCGGUGCAUGACGCAUGUGUACCAGGUGAUCCUGUCGGUUGCAACAUUGAUAUUGUAUGCAACGAUUGCCACCGUUCAAUGGUUUGCUGUCGUCGCUUUUGUGAUUGAGGUGAUGAUGAUGAGUUCUCCUUCCGUGCGGGGUGACCAUGGGGGUGGUUUCAUAGGCCCGAUAGUCGAGCAGCUCACAACAUCGACUGCGACUAGCUACGUGGAGAUUACUCCUUCACUACAUCCCCUCGCUAGCGAGGCGGCGGCUCUGAACUUCUUAUCUGAGCAAAUAGACCAGGCACAUAAUGUGUUAACGUUGGUCGAGGGACUAGGUGACGACGCGUUUUUUGCGUAUCAUCAUGCCAAUGUGCAACGUUUUCUGAGCAGAUCCAGAGACGACCCUCCACCUGGGGGGAGUAAAACAGAAGUCGAUCCAACUGUCAACUUCAGGGGUCUUGACUCUACUCUCUUCCAAACCCUGUCUCCGCACGGUUUCAUUGGGAGAACGAUCUCCCAUGCGCUAGACGAGGUGACAUAUCACUCUAAGCGCAGUCAAACGGCAUUUCUUAUAAGAAGAAGUGCCAUCCGGGAAUCACGUCUAGACAGCGUGUACCUACUGGCAUCUUCUAAUCUACUUCUUGAAUACUCGUCCAUUUUGUCAAAAAUGGAGAGCAUUAUACUCGACGUGGGAGCUCUCCAUCACCAUCUAUCACGCAACCUUCCAGAAGUUCUGCAAAGCCGCCAAGCAGCUACUUCAAGACGCUCAAUAUGGGGCAUUUUUGCCAGUCGAAGACUAAAUUCCAGAGCUGUUGAAGAAGAAAGCCUAGAAGCCUUUGUUGCGGGCUUGGAGACUGUCCUUGUCAACCUGCGACAGCUCAAAGCUUACCUGGAAUGGAUCACAAACCAAUUGAGUCAACGAACUCUCUUAUCAAGCGUCUCGACAGCGUUAUCAUCUAGUAACCGUUCCUGUUCAUCUGCGCUUAUGGAUCUGUUGGAUCGCGCAAGCAGAGCUUCAAAGAAAUCGAGGAGUCGCUGCUGCCGUUGUCCGGACUCUGGAAAGGACGAUUCGCCAACGGCUCCGGCAAGGGUGGAAUUUAAUAUCCCUGGCAGUCGCACACUGCCAACAGUGAGCUGA